CCUGACCUCAGGUUAUCCUCUCGCUUUGGUCUCCCAGAGUGCUAGGAUUACAGUGUAAGCCACAGCGCCAGGCCUACUCUGGGCUUUUGAGGGUUAGUUUUCCUCUGUAUUAUUAUUGAAGCAACAACCCCUGGCUUAGCCUUUAGUGUAAACACUCCAUUAACUACCCUCCAUUUCUCUUUUUUCUUUGUAAAGCCUCCAUUUCCAUCACCCCCUCUGUACUUGAUCAGGUCUUAGGCUACAUGGUAGAGUCAGUCCCUUGACCUUGACUCAGAUAGCUGCUUAAGCAGUAAGGGAGGAGCCAACUGUUUCUGUUAAAAAUGGAACAAAUCAGGAGCUCAUAAACGAACAUCUUCUUCUACCCAGUCCUGUCUUGGCUCCUCCCUACAGUAUUCAUGAGUUUGGCAAACAUUUGCUCCCUGCCUGUCAGAUGCCAGGCCCCGUGCUUGCUGUUGAAGAUUCCAAGUUGAGUAAUUCACAGUCCUUACCUUCAAGGAACUCUUAGCCUAGUGAGGUGAGACAGAUAAACAAACAGAUGUAAUAACCUGUUAAAGGUACAGUCAUAGCUGGGUAAGAAGGGGUCAUUUCUGCUGGGGGUGGGUGUGGUAUGAAGUGUCAGGAAAGAAUUCCUCCAGGAGGUGACCCUUGUGCUGUGGCCUUGAACUGACUAUUGAUGGCAGCAGGAACAAUCAGGUUCUUGAGGUUUAUUUGAAUGCCAGUUUGUUGAGGGAGGAGAUAGGCAGUCUACAGGAAGGCCUUGUUACGUUAACUUUAUAUUUUGUCUAAAUAGGUAAUAUUUGUACAAAAUACAGCACUAAAGGAGAUUAAAAGGGAAUAUAUGCAGUGAAAAAUGUUUUUCUCCUUCCCUGUUAACCACUCAGUUCUUCUCCCUGAAGGCAGUUGUUAGUUAUCAAUUUCUUGUGCAUCAUUCCAGAGGAAUUUUCAGUGCAUAUAGGUAUAUAUGUGUGUGUGUGUCUUUUAAAAAUACAUACAUACAUGUAAAUGAUUUUCUACAUGUACUAAUUUUAGAAGUCAUUCUGUAUUAGCAUAGAUUAAACUACACUGUUCUUUUGAAACCACUGGUAUUCUUUUGAGCGUACUGUAACUUAUUUCACUAGUCCCCGUUUGAUGAACUUAGGUUGCUCCAAUCUUAUGCCUUUACAAACCAGGCAGUGAAUAUCCUUCAUAUAUGUCAUUGGAAAUGUGAUUUCCAAGGACAGAUUCUAGAAACGGAAUUGAUAGGUCAGAGAAUAUGUGCAUUUUGGGGACAGAUAUUAUCAGGUUGCCUUCCAAUGAGCUCUACUUUGAUGAAAAAAUGCUGAACAUACUUUAUCACUUGGCCCCACAGCACUUCUGCUCCCCCAGUCCUCUAAGAUCCCUGCCAUGGUGAUCUUCUUGUAUGAAUUUGGUCUUGUAAUAGCACUGUUUGGAACCCUUGCAAGCACCAUGUGCUUUUCAGGAUAAGGUUGAAACCCCUUGGCUUAGCCCCUGCCUCCAGCCUCCUCCAGGAGUAUUGUGUGUGCUCUCAUGGUACUCUGAUCCACUUAUAUUUGGUACCUGCUUUUUUUCCCCUCUUCUUAUUUUUUUUUCCCACUAGGCACAUCCUUUAGGAAUCAGUUAAACAUCACCUCCCCUGGGUAGUGUUUCCUGACUACCUCCACUUGUGCACAGAACACCUAACCACCCUAUAUGGCCUCAUCCAUUCAUUACUUAAAUAUUUGUUGUGCACGUGCUAUGAUGUGGGAUACACAGGUGUCAUUCUUGAUGAUCCACUGGUAUUGCCUUGAGGGGUUGACAACUGCCUGGUAGGUUUACCUGGUGUGGCUACAUAUAAAACGGCAGCACCAAAGGGCCCAUCUCCAACUCUGUCACUAACCGGCUGGGGGCCCUGGUCAUAUCCUUUAACUUCCUUGGACCUUAGUUUGCCAUCUGUCAAAUGAGACUGGAACUGGAUGAACUCUAAGGUCCCUGCGGCUGAGGUCUUAUUAAUGAUUGAACAGCAACAGCAGCCAGUGUUUACUGAGGACUUGCAAAGUGUCAGGCACUUUGUCUAUUCUAAUUCUUACACCUUUGCUCUACAAAGACAGUAUGGUUACUAUCCUCAUUGUACAGAUGAGGAAACUGAGGCUAAGAGAGUUAUUGUGACUAAUAGAGGAAACAGAUUUGAAUCUAGGCAUUCUGACUUUAUUGUUCUUAGCCACAUAAAUGCAUACACAUUACUACACACACAAACACCUAGUUUUGUGUACUGUUUUGAGGCACUCACAAGUUCUACCCCUGCACCUCUUCAUGAAGCACCCCCGUUCCACAGCAUUAAAGGCUCAAAUUGGAGUCUAGGUAAAGCUGGGAGCAGAAGACUGCUACAGUCACAGUUAUUAGAGGGGGUGAGGACAAGUGGCUAACUCUGUUCAUGAGCCUUUGGCUAAUGCUUAUAGAAGACACUCAUAACUGCUCUUCCUUCGGACUGAGACAUUCAUGUUGCUGUUUUCUGUUCCCCUCUUUAGGAGGGGGACAUAGGCCCGAGUCAAGCUUCAGACAUGGAUUAAAAUCAUAUCUGGUUAGUAACCUUGGCAGAAUCUCAGGGGCAUCCUUUAUUAGGAUUGUAGAUGGCAGACUCCCUUAUCUAUACACAUAAAGCCUUAUUAAUGGGGAAGAGUGUGUGUAGAAUUAAAAAAAAAAGGAAGUAUAAUAUUAUUUGGAAUACCUAUUAUAAACUGGAAUAAAUGAGCAACUGGCAAAUGAAAUAAAAUAAUUGAACUAAAAUAUAACAGGCCCACUUCAUAUUGUAUUAUCAACCCAGCGGCCUCCCUAAAGGCAUGUAGAAAAUAAUCCUAAAAGUGCUGACCCCAGAUUUUUUUUUUUUUUUUUUAAGAUGCUGGUUCCUACUCUUCUGAAGUCUAUCUGAACCAGAGUGGGUGGUAGGGCUAAUUAGCAAUUAUAGCCCGUCCUCCACCCCCCUGUCACUGUCAGGGUCAGCCAACAGAAUGUGGUCACAGGUGUGUCGGGUGAGCCUUGAUUAAUUAGUCCAUUUUUGAGAUUCAAGGCUGUCGAGUCAGAUCCUCAGGGGCUCGGCCAGCCUCUGGCGGUUUAGCAAACUGGCUGAGCCCUCAGCUCCCACUGCUGCAUUCCUUCUCUAGGUGGUGUAUUUCCCCCUUUAAGACACGUGUUCUCUCUCUCUCUCUCUUUUUUUCCUUUUGGUUAGUUGAACUUGUUCUGAGUCCAAGUGACAAAGGCAAGGCCUGACUCAGGCGUAGGAGCCUGUGUCAACAUCCACCUUUGCUCCUCUGUGCUGGAGCCUGCCGGGCAGUUUCUGACAGCUCUGCUGUGCCUGACGGAUGUCCAGGUGAAACAUGUCCACGUGAAGCAGAGCCCGUCUCCUGGCCCUAUUGAAAAACCUGGCUCCGGGAUGCUGAUGGCAGCUUGAUGCAGGCCUUGGCAUUUCCCCAGGGAGGAAUUGAAAAGCCACUUCUGUGCUUGUCUCUUCUGGCAGCAGGGAUUCAAUUGCUAGAAUUCUUUCAACUUUGUGAAUCCAUCUCUGGUUGACUUUAGGAUUCUUACUUCUGGAUUUUAAAUUUUUUCUCUUAAAAAAAACUUGGACGGAUAAAAGAUGUGCCAUGGCAGGAUAGCACCAAAGAGCACCUCAGCGUUUGGCGUGUCCUCUGUGAGAUAUGGAGCAUUCCUUCCACUGGUGAUCCUUAGCACCCUGCUUGGAGAUGGGCUCGCUUCCGUGUGCCCCCUGCCACCAGAGCCAGAGAAUGGUGGCUACAUCUGCCACCCCCGGCCCUGCAGAGACCCCCUGACAGCGGGCAGUGUCAUCGAAUACCUGUGUGCUGAAGGCUACAUGUUGAAGGGCGAUUACAAAUACCUGACGUGUAAGAAUGGCGAGUGGAAACCGGCCAUGGAGAUUAGCUGCCAUCUCAACGAGGAGAAAGAUACCCACACAUCACUCGGGGUCUCCACGCUGUCUAUAGUGGCUUCCACUGCCAGCUCCGUCGCAUUCAUUCUCCUCCUCGUGGUGCUGUUUGUGUUACUGCAGCCAAAGCUGAAGUCCUUCCAUCAUAGCAGGCGUGACCAGGGCGUGUCAGGGGACCAGGUCUCCAUCAUGGUGGAUGGAGUCCAGGUCGCACUACCGUCGUACGAGGAGGCUGUGUAUGGCAGUGCCGGUCACUGUGUGCCGCCCGCUGACCCCAGAGUGCAGAUCGUGCUGUCAGAAGGCUCCGGGCCCAGUGGGAGGAGUGUGCCGCGGGAGCAGCAGCUACAGGACCAGGGAGCCUGCUCCUCUGCGGCUGGAGAGGAUGAGGCCCCAGGCCAGUCUGGACUGUGUGAAGCCUGGGGCUCCCGGGGCUCGGAGACUGUGACGGUGCAUCAGGCAGCCACUUCUUCCUGGGUGGCCGGCUCAGGGAACAGCCGACUGGCACACAACAAAGACACUGCAGAUUCAGAGAACAGUGACAUACAAAGCCUCUUAUCCCUCACUUCAGAGGAGUACACAGAUGAUAUUCCACUGUUGAAAGAAGCAUGAGGGCUGCAGCCAGCCUCUCCUCUCCUCUCUGUGAGGGUCCUCUGCCCUUCUCCCUCUCCCUGUGGGUAUGAGCACCCUGUACUCUCCAGCCACCCUGCCCGGGUACCUGAGCUGCCACCUGUGUAUCUGUGUAUCUCUGAGGGCCUGCAGGCCCACCUCGUUGGAAACUCAAGGAAGAUUCUCGCCAUCUGCCUGCUGGACAGCUGGAGGAGCUGGCUCUUUGCCUGGCCCAGCCUUCCCAUCUGUCGGGGACAUAUUUGAAUGUGCUGGAUCGAGCCCUCCCUUUCCCUAAGCCUCUGGGUCCCCUCCAGCCAGCUCUUUGGCAGCAGCCCCAUGGGUUGCGUGGGCUGAUGCUGCCAUGUUUACUUGUGCCUUCCCCACCCUGCCCAGUUUUCCCUGUUGUCUUGCUGUCCACAAGCCUUUGUGGCUGCACUGCUGCCCCCUGCCACCCAGGGGCCCGGCCUGGGUCUGGCCUGUUUCCUUUGAGGGCUGUCACCGCUGCCAUUUGCAGGAGCAGAUCCAAGAGUGAGAGCUCUUGAGUCAGGAUUGGCUCUAAUUGGGGCAAGAGUGUGGGUCCCUGGGCUUGCCCUGGGUUGACACCAGUGGCACGUUUCCUUGGCUGAAGAUAGAGGAUUUGGAAAAUUAUGCCAAAGCUGCCCUAGCGCCUGGCUCAGAGGUGCAGGCUCCUGGCCCUGUUGAGUUGAGAGUCUCCAAGAAGCAUCCAGAAGAUCCUGAGGGUGGUAAAGCAGGUGGCUGAUAAUGAUUGUCUUCCUAAUAUGCAAGUUCUCACUUCCUACUUCCAGCAUUGGCCUUCCUGGCCUCGGUUUUUUUUUCUGUUUCCCUGGAGUAUAAGGGGAAGUUUCAUGCUGCCUCCUGGGUUUUAUCCCAGAGAGCUCUGGCUUCCUUGCUGCUCACAGGAGCCGGGGGCAAGAGAGUUGCUGUGAUGCCGUGGAGUGCCCAUCUGGUCACUGGCAGCCUGGGCAACUUGCACCUUUCUGGGUUUGUGGUGAUGGAGGGGAGGCUGAAAGGCACAGACCGAGUCCCCGGUUGGCUGCAGGCAGCUUCAGCCCGGUCCUGAGGAUCCUCCCCACCACGGUCACGUGCCUUAGUAACUGUGCCCAGGAAGUGGCCUGCUGCUUGCUGCGCUGCUGCUUUUCCUACUUUUCUGCCCUUCUCUGCCACCCUUCCGCAUGUCUCAGCUGACAGGAGACUCCUCCUCUUCCCUGGCACCCUGGGGGAAGGGCUGAGAAACAGUCUGUGUGCACCUCUGACCUUACCGGCCUGAGGUGGGGGGAGGGGCGUGGAGCAGCCUGGGGUGCAGGGCCCUUGGUGGAGGAGCCCUGGCGAUGAGGGGGUGCUCCCGCUUAUUAGCCACGUGUUGAGUGCUGACCAGUCUGGGUGUACCAUCUCCACCAGGCCACUAUCUUCAAAAGAUAGAUGUGGCAUUAAGGAAUGUUUGUUUCUGUUUUUUUUUUUCCUGAAGCACUGGGGCUGGGAAACUUCAAAACUGACUCUGUGCAUGUCUGCUCCUCCCCCGAGCCUCUCUACUUGGGGUGGUAAAAAUAAUAAAAAGCUCAGUGUAUUUUCAGUCCCUCACCGAGCAGGAGCAGGGUUAGCUUCAGGCGUGGGUGGCCGGAAGGUGAGGGGAACGGCAUCCUCCCAGCCGCUGCCCUCACCUCCUGCCUCCACUGUCACACACGCACUUUACCGCCUGGUUGUCCCCUGGCCUCUUGCCGCACGUAGUCUUCCUUCCUUCCUCUCAGGGUAAGGGCAGUGCCUGCUGUGCCUGUUGGCCACCCUUCCGCCCCCAGGAGCCCUCGUCUGCUGUGCCCAAAGCCCAGGCAAGCAUGGUUAGGUAGGAAACAGUUUGGAGAAGGUGCUAGAACUAGAAGGGAGAUGAGACUGGUUAGGGAGGGGGGUCCCUAAUGGCCCUACUCACCUUGCCACAUGGGCUCGCCUUCACCCAUAGUGCUGGCCUUGUCUUCCUCCAAAAUAGAAGGCAGCGGCAGAUGGGGUGAGGGGAAAGAAAUACAGUCUCACUGCUGAGCCUUCAGCUUCGCUCUUCCACUCUUCCAAAACCUGACUUCUAGAAUAUUUUUUAAAAUGGAAGAUCUUGUCCUUUUCUACCUUGCUACUCUGGGCUUUUUCCCCCUAAGAGAUUGCACUUUUUGUUUUGGGUUUAUUUGGUAAAAUGAAAAGCCUGCCUUCUCCCAAAGCCUCCUUCCACCUCGCCCUCCAUUAACACUGCUCUGGGAAUCACAAGCCCAGGCUUGCCCACUUGGUAGGAGAGUAAGAAAUCAGAACAAUGGGAGCCUUAGAUUCCCUCCCCUCCCUCCUGUCACUGGCUUUGCUGAGGCCCACUUCCUGGAGGCUCCUGGGCCUGCUGAAGUCUAUGACAGCUUCUUCCCCCAGUUAUUUCUCUUUUCCCCAAAGCAAUUUCUUAAUCAUCAGCCAUGUGCUGCUGUUUCUAGGGCUUCUGGGCUUUGUCCCUUGCAGAGGGAUUAGAGACUCCACAGCUGCCUUGAGAUGGGGGCCUGGCAGAGAGACCAGGGCUGGUGUCGGAUGGCAGGCUGUUAGGAGGGAGGCUGCUGGAGGAGCCCGGAGAAGGUGGGGACACACUGUGGCCACAGCCCUGCUUUCCCAGGAUCAUCUCUGGGGGCGUCCAGCAGAAGGCUGGUCCAGAAGAAAUGGUCAGCACCAAAGGACUUUUAAAAGGGUGGUUUUUUUUUUUUUUUUUCUUUCUUUUGCACAUUUGAGCUGACUCAAUGCAGGUUUUAUAUCCUGGUAACUUGCAGUCACAUUCUAGUGAUUUUCAAGGGCCAGAAUAUGGUAAAAUCACUUAAAAUUUCCGUCCCCUCCAUGCCUUAGUUUAGCAUGUUGGCUGUAUCUGUCGCCAUUUCUGUGUUUCGUGUGCUGUGUUCCCAUUUCACUGGGUGUAACUAUGAAAUGGGCUAGUCCUGGCCACUUUGGUUUUAUAAGGCAUUUUCCAUGUACAUUCUACAAGCACUCCAUUUGCAAACAGAACUUAAACUAACAUAGUCUCCCCCAUUCAUCUUGCCCUCCUCCUCCCACCCCCAGCUUUAAAGCUCUGUGCAGAAGCCUGAAGGCGAGACAGACAAAGGUAUACUUUUCCUGCUUCAUUGGUGGUGGCACGGGUACCGAUCCUUUCCCUCCUAGUCCCAGCUGAGCUCUCAGACCACUUGCUUCCCACGUAAUAGUGUCGCCUCCACUUCCGGGGAACGUCCUUAUAUAGAGAAUGAAAUAUGCUGCAAACAUUUCUACAUCCUUACUUUUUUUUCCCCCCUCCUCAAAGAGAAAAAGGGCCUAGAAGGGAAGUGGCACGCAGGCUUCACAGCUUAAUUCCAGAUGUGCUUGCCAAGGACAGCGAGGCUGGGAUCGUCUCUCAUGGGGCCUGCCGGGUCUCCUGACUCUCGGCAUAGGGAUAGUCAUUACUGGUGCCCCAAGGAGGGGCUUGGAGAAUAUUUUGCUUGGCAGAUGUUUGGUCUGAGUGGUGCGUUUGCUGGUUCCCUGGAGAGGGAAAUGUGGCAGGCCCAGCUUUGCUGGGAAGCAAUUCUUAAUUUCCAGUUGAAAACCUAGUAGAAUUUUGAACAAAAACCCCAAGUUUGAGCCCUCUGCCAAGCAGCAGAGCUAGUUGGAGAGGACACAGGGGCAGAGCACUCGGAUUGCCAAGCAGGGAGGAGGGAUGGAUGCAGGUUGUGUGACAGCCCCUGUACCCUGCCCUGGCUUCUUCAGGUUACUGCACCACUAUGGAACCCUUUGUAGAAUGGUACACAUAAUGGUUUAAAACAAUACAUUCGCAAUUGACCCUGUGCAGGAUGUCACUCAAUCAGUUUGGAUUUGCUUUAUUUUAUUUCAUAUAUAUAUUUUUUGGUAUCCUGUACAUUGCAGUGGGUGUGAAGAUAGUAUUUUAAUAUUUGUACAAAGUUUAAUUUAAUUUUAAUUGUUCUAUGUAUAUAACUGCAUUUCUAAGUAAUAAUUAAAAAAAAAAAAAACAUUCUUAUGAAGGCAA
Molecule: messenger RNA, 8552 nt
Organism: Microcebus murinus (gray mouse lemur)
Lineage: Eukaryota; Metazoa; Chordata; Mammalia; Primates; Cheirogaleidae
Source: RefSeq, a predicted model, not a curated record